Toxotes jaculatrix (banded archerfish) is the source of this 4128-nucleotide messenger RNA. RefSeq names its product BCL2 associated athanogene 6, like (gene bag6l). The transcript has 25 exons. NCBI's taxonomy places the organism in Eukaryota, Metazoa, Chordata, Actinopteri, Toxotidae. The coding region runs from base 278 to 3844 and encodes 1188 amino acids. Gene Ontology annotation, molecular function: polyubiquitin modification-dependent protein binding; misfolded protein binding. Gene Ontology annotation, cellular component: BAT3 complex. The record is from RefSeq and is a predicted model, not a curated record.
UAGUUAGCAAACGGAUCAGCCUGAACGUACUCACGUUCUGAACAACAGUCUCCUUUUUAAAAAAAAAAGAAAUCGACCACAGUUGUGAUAGCAGGCUUUAAACCAAAAGCAACACCUCUAGGCGGGUUUCCGGUGAACGUGGACAGUGAUCUCCCCAGGGGAGAUUAGCUAGUUAUCUCUCUUAGCCUCCCGAUAACCGGGAUUAGCAAACGUUAGCUAGCUUGCUAACAAGCUAAUAACAACAACAAAGGCUCUGGAGCUGUCUGAAAGCAGAAAUAUGGCAGAGUCCAGCGACAUGAUUGAAGUCACUGUGAAGACUCUGGACUCCCAGAGCAGGAGCUACAAAGUCAGAGGCGAGCUGACAGUGAAGCAGUUCAAGGAGCACAUCGCAUCCUCAGUGGAGAUUCCAGUAGACAAGCAGAGGCUCAUCUACCAGGGCAGAGUGCUGCAGGAUGACAGAUCACUGACUGAGUACAAUGUAGAUGGGAAGGUAAUCCAUCUGGUGGAGCGCGCCCCGCCUCAGACCACCAUGUCUGGCUCUGGGGGUGCAGGUGUUUCCACCGGUGGGGUGGAGAGCAGAAACAUCAGCAGCCAGAGUGCGCCACACGACCGCAAUGCCAACAGCUACGUGAUGCUGGGGACAUUUAACCUGCCCGUCAACAUCAUGGACCCCCAGCAGAUACAGAUGUCAGUUCAGCAGAUGAUGGCUGGGGCUGGUGAAGCUGGAAGGAAUGCCAGGGUCAGCACCAGCUCUGGGAGCAAUGGCUCGGUGGACGUGCAGAUCAACUUGGACCAGUCAGUGCACAGUGAGCCCAGGAUGAGACUGCAGCUGGCUGAGAACCUGCUCCGAGACGCUUGCUCUCUGAUUCACAGACUGGAGGGAGUGUCCGGUGACAGCAGCUCCCAUUCAGAGCCAGAGGUACCUCAGUCCUCUUCUUCCCCGCCACCAUCUUCUUCCUCUGUCAGAGGGGCUGCCGUGUCACAGCCAAUGGACACCAGCUCUUCUUCCGUCCCAUCAUCCUCCACCUCCACCCAGACUGAGGGAGCAGCCAACACUGGGCCCAAUCACCCAAGUCCAGCAGAGUUUGUGGAGGUUCUCUCUGAAGUGAGGAGGGUGGAGGAGAGGUUGCGUCCCUUCAUAGAGAGGACCCACUCGAUCCUCGGUGCAGCCACAUCAGCCGACUACAACAACAAUACCCAGGAGAGAGAGGAGGACCAGCGUAUUCUCAACCUGGUUGGAGAUGCUCUGCGUCUCCUUGGAAACACCUUAGUCGUCCUCGGUGACCUACGCUGCAACCUGGCGACUUCUCCUCCUCGUCACCUGUAUGUGGUUCGCCCCAUGGCCCACUACACCCACCCGGUCCUGCUCCAGGCUGGUCUGCCACACAUGCCCAUUCCAAUAAACUUAGGGACAACAGUAACCAUGACAUCUAAUGGGAGACAGACAGCCGAAGGACAACGCCAGCCCUCCCAGGUCGCUGGCCAAUCAGAUCAAGAGGCUACAGACCAGGCUCCACCUACUCAAACGUCAAACGGGGCCACUCAAGGACAAGGGGGACCCCGAGUGAUCCGGAUCACCCACCAGACCAUGGAGCCUGUAGUCAUGAUGCAGAUGAACAUAGAUGGUGAGUCCGCUGCUGGGUCUCAGGUUCCAGGACAGCCAAACGCUGCAGGUCCCAGGCAACCUGGUGUGACACCUGUCCACUUCCCAGGACUUCCCCCUGAGUUCAUGCAGGCCAUCGUGCACCAGAUUUCUCACCAAGCCGCUGCCAUGGCUGCUGCAGCCUCAGCAGGUCACCCAGCGCAGAUGGGGUCUGGCCCUUCAACAUCUAGCGCUGAAACGACCGCUUCCCCACAGCACCCCCACCCCGCUCAGGCCAGGGUGGUCAUCACCAGGCCGUCCUUCUCCCCUCGCAUCCCUCAGCCUGUGGGAACCAGGGGAACCACCAUCAACCUGAGAGCGACAGUACCCACAGCUGGCCAACAACCAGGACAGGGCACACCUCUGGCUCCCUCCUCCCUCACCCAGGUGAUCAGCGGUCUGGUCGGACAGCUCCUGAUGCCGGGGCAGCAAGGCGAUCCUGUUUCCACCUCCUCCUCGACCAGCUCUCAGUCCUCCUUCUCUACCUCGUUUUUGUCUGAUUCCUCCACCAUGCCUCCUCCCCCUCCCUCUGCCAACACCUCGGGACAGACGUCCACCCGCACCACCAGUACAACCUCCGUGGGCCAGCCAGCGGAAGGCAAUCCUGAGGGAAACCUGGCCCAGCUCCUCAGCUCUCUGCUGGGAGGAGCAGCUGGACCGGAGGGACCCGGCUCUGGAUCGGCGCCCUCCAUCACUGUGACACUGCCGGCUGUGCCCGGCUUCUUCCAGGGCAUGUCUGACUUCACCCCGCCACCUACCAGCGGCCCCGGCGCCCCAGUCCCUCCCUCGUCCACCAGUACUCCCCCUCCCCAGGCCGGCAGUGGUACAGGUGGAGACUCUUUGAGCCCAGAGCUGUUCACGGGCAUCGUGCAGGGAGUGCUGUCCACCAUGAUGAGCUCUCUGGGGGCACAACAGGGCAACGGAGAGAGCAUCGCCCAGUUCAUCCAGAGACUGUCCCAGACCAGUAAUCUGUUCACUCCAGGCUCUGGAGAUUCUGUGGGGUUCUUUGCUGAUCUGCUGUCCCUGGUGUGCCAGAGCUUCUCCAUGGUGGACAUGGUGCUGUUGCUUCAUGGGAACGCCCAGCCUCUGAGCCACAUCCAGCCCCAGCUCACUGACUUCUUCACUGAACACUACCUCCAGGGCAGAGAGCCCAGUGAUGCUAACAUCGCUACAGCAGCUGAGGACCUCAUCAACGGACUGGAGGAGUACAUAGCUGAGAGCUUUGCCACAGUGACGGUGCGAGAAGGAGUGGACAUCGUUCAGACCAACCUGUCUUUCCUCAGACAGCAGUUCACGCAAAUGGCCUCGCAUAUCCUGCGCUGCAGCGAUCACACGUUUGGCCCUCGUCUGCUGCUGCUGUGCACUCAGGGCUUGUUUGAGUGUCUGGCUCUAAACCUGUACUGCCUGGGAGGAGAACAGAGAGCUCUAACCGCUGUCAUCAACCACCGCAUUAGGAGGAUGUCUGCAGAAGUCAACCCCAGUCUCGUCAACUGGCUGACCAGUAUGAUGUCUCUGAGGCUGCAUGUCAUUCUGGAGCACAACCCAGUGACCGAGGACCAAAUCCAGCACUACGUCAUCUACACGCAGGGGGAUUUGAACCAGAGGACAGAGGCUGAAGCGCAGCAGCUGUCAGAGAGUCCCAGUGUCCAGAUGGAGGAGAGUUUGUCUCCAGCUGCAGCCACCACAGCAGAGGAGGCCAUGGCUACAUCAGCUGACGGCGGAGAGAGGGGCGCGCCUCCUGGAGACAGCGCCGCCUCGUCAGGGGACGCUCAGCGUCCCGCCGGGGCCCCUGUCGGACGAGAAGAGGCGGCCCCCGAGGUGGAGCCGUGGGCAGCAGCUGUUCCGCCUGAAUGGGUUCCCAUCAUCAGGCACGACAUGCUGUCUCAGAGGAAGAUCAAGGCCCAGCCGCCGCUGUCUGACGCCUACCUGCACGGGAUGCCCGCCAAGAGGAGGAAGACAACCCAGGGUGAAGGACCACACCUGUCCCUGUCAGACGCAGUGAGUCGAGCCGCCCGUGCUGCUGGAGUCCUGCCCAUCACGGCCCCGAACAGCCUGCAGGGGGAGCUGGAGAGGCCAGAGCUGCAGGAAGCAUACACCAAACAGGUAAAGAGUGACAUCAAAGAGCGAGUGAGAGACGAUCCAGACUACAACGCCCAGAGAUUCCCCAACACGCAUCGAGCCUUCUCAUUGGAAGACUCCUAAUCCUCUACAGCCGUGUGCUGCAGAGGAGCAAGGGCAGGUCCAGAACAGGAUCUGUGCAUGCUACCUGCAGCAAGGAACUCUGGUACAUGUAGUAAUGGUGACAUCCCGUUGGAAAUCCGGCCUGAAAGGACGACAGCUGCCGAUUUCGCCGAAACGAUUCCUCCUCUCCUGCUUUCAGAACGUGACGUCUCUUUGCUGUAGUUUGGUUAGAAUGGAGAGAAAAAAAAAAAAAAAAACUUGCAGACUACGGAGCCUUCAUGGCACAUGGUUCGAGGAAGUGUGAG